CCACUCAACUUCGGCAAGUGAGCUCGCGAGUAAACAGCUUUCUGCAGAAGGGGCCGGUGGAUUUACCUCGAAAAUGCUCAAAAAGAAAUCAAGUAGCACUGAAAAGAAACGGAAACACUUGCAGUCUGACGAACGACACGAGAGCAAUAAACGCAGAGCUGCAGAAUCCAACUUAGAGCAGGACUCCAAGGAUGAACUCGCUGACGCAGAGCUGGACAGGAUUGGCAGUGACAUCGAGGAUGGCGGACUGGACCUCAGCCUGCCGUUCAAGCCGAUCACUGCUUACGUCGCCGACAAGCGUGAGAUGCUGGAGCAGUGUCUCCAUGUGCUGGGGGAGAAGAAGCUCCGGAAAAUGCUGCCCGACGAACUCAAGGACUGUAGUUUAGAGGAAAUCCAAAAGAUGUGCUGGGAUCAACUGGAGCUGAUCUCGGAGAACAAUCUUACGCAGAUCUUAGCAGGGGAAGAACUGACAUCUGGGAGUAACGAGGAAACAACAGAAGAGACCUUGGAAAGCCAGCAAGACAAUAAUGUGGACUCUACAUCUUGCCUAAAAGAAACUGCAAAAGCGGAGGACCCUAAGCCAGAGGGCGUCGGUUCCGGCGAGGAGAGCGACGUCCUCAGCAUAAACGCAGACACUUACGAUAGUGACAUAGAGGGACCCAAAGAGGAGCCGACUGUUAAAGCUGUGGACGGGGCAGUGGAAGUAGCGGACAGCAGCAAGGAGCAAGGAGCCGACCCAGUUGUGAACCCGGGCCCGAUCAAUCCUGAGCCCCCCGCAGGCUCCCAACCAACGGAGGCAAAGAAAGACAUCCUGAGCGACAUAGACAAAAGCGUCAGUGAGAUUUUAGCCAUUUCGUCCUCUUCAAGCAAAGAGGAAGCUAAAGAACCGAGCGUACCUCCGCAGGCCGCAGACGUUAGUUUGCCGGUUCAAGGCGAACCCGUUUCAAGUCGCGCACCUGCAGCGUGUCAGCCGUCAAUUCAGCAGCUGGAGCUCCUGGAGUUGGAAAUGAGGGCGAGGGCCAUCAAGGCCCUGAUGAAAGCAAGUGAUGGGAAAAAGCCUUGUGUUGCAAAGAAUGUGUAGCGUGCCUUGUUUGUUGUUUUUUCAACAUACGAUUGAUUUUCUCUUUUAAGCCCCUGAUUUAUUGUUCUAAAUAUACUUUUCAAACCAUGUUUACACCAUAUUGGAAUGGUGUUGCAGAUUAUUUAAUGAAAACGUAACACCUCAAGCUGUGUCCUACAGCAACUUAAUAAACGUCUUCUGGGAUGAUUAAGUCGUUGGUGUUUCCAUAUGUAUUCUUCUCUCUGGUCACUAGAUGGCAGUGUUUACCUGCCGUGGCGCGUUCAAGUCCAACGUGCAAGAAGGAGAGCAAGAGAUGAUUUAGCUGCUCCCAUUACAGUCAAAAGGGAAAUACAGCAUAAAAGUCUUUUUAGUUACGAUGUUAAUCAGUGACACUGUUACGGUAACAUUAGUUCAAUGUUGUGAGAGCAUCAGAAAUGUUAUGUUUGUUGGCUUUGCCUUGCCAGCCAAAGUAGGGGGCAGCGGUGUCAUGCUGUCGUUUACAGUACAAAGACACACCUGCAGUGUUUCUUCUCUGUACACCUGCUUGACUUGUCAGGCUGAAGUAUUCAUAGCAAGAGCAUGCACUGCCUCUCUCUUUCAUAUUUGCAUCUUCUAAAUGUUGAGGUUGGUUUCUAACAACAGAUGAGGCAAAGACAACAGGAAAUAGUUCCCAUAACUCCCAAAAAGGAAAUGACUCAACGAGAAUUAGAACCAGCUGACCACACCUAAACAUCAGCUUAAAGAACCUGCCAGAGAUACUUUUAAAAUGUUUUGCGUUCCAUUCGUCUGCGUGGCGGCAGGAAUUAAUAGCAUCCUCCCCGCUAAAUGUAGCAUCUUUGCUGUAAUUUAUUCUGAAGCUGCUUUGUUGUGGUAUAAACUGUACGACUCUCUGUGCAAUUACAUGCAGAUGCAGAGCAAAACGGCUCUGUACCCCACUACCCCGAAAGGAGACAAUGAAACGUACAAUAAGAAGCCAACUGCCUCCUGGGUAUUUGCAUUUAAAAGGGUUAUUUCACUGGAGGAAUGAGGGUGGGGUGUGUUCAAUUCGUCUCCAUUCUUGUAUGUGCAGGUAUCUUUGUACUCAUUGAUUAUUUGAAGAGUAAAAAUGUCCACUUACAACAAUUCUAAAGUGCUCAUAGUGUCUAUAAUUGGCGAGUUUGUAUCUGUGCCAUGUUACUGCUAUUGGAAGGCCAAUUGUGAUUUGGUACGAGCAGACAAAUGGCUUUUUAAGCAGGCACCAAAAUGAGUAGCCUAAAAAAAAGCAGAUUGAUGGAGGUGAGAUGAUACUGUUUUGUACUUUUUGAUUUCAAACGAACCGCGUGACCCAUGUUCAAACAUUGAGGUCUGACGCUUCCGUGAACGGUGCUGUGAUGAAAGUCAAAAGCAAGGUUGUGCAAAACGUUUCUGCGCUCACUACUUCAUCUGUUGAAUAUCGACCAAGCCUCGUUUGCGAUCCUCUAAUAUUAUUAUUAUCUUAGGGUGGUUUCAACUCUCAAACUUUUCUUUUCUCCCGCUGCGUGGAUGUUUGCUGUACUUGAAGCCGAGCGACGUGCACGCUUGACGUGCCAACAUGCUUACAUGAUAGCAUGUACACGCAAACAUUCGGGUCUACAAAUACACACAGCUGCAGUAUCCUUUAGCAGUCUGCUCCAAGCACAGCUGUACAUGUAAAUAAAGCACAUCUGGAUGCUGACAGAUGACAGCGGAGGCUGUAGGAUGUUGCUACUCGGCUCGUCGGGCUCUCCUCUACAUGAUCUGACCGAGCUGUGAGACCUUUUAAAGAUAACCACCGUUGAAUUACAACACGACGCCACACUUUUAAUUCUUUUUUUCGGAAACGGUGGUAAGAUUCAAUGAUGAAGGCUGUCUUUCUGAUUUGUAUUAAUCCAACAGUUUGGUUUUCUUGUGUGCAGUGAGCAUUGCGGCCUUGAGCCUCGAUAGGAAAGGUUCACUGUCUUUGCUGUUGCUAAGGCAAAAUGAACCGACCACUUCCCUCCCGACCGUUUGUUUUGGUGCACAUUGCUGCUAUUGUGAUAUUUACAAAUUUCUUUUUUUUUGUGCUUUCAUGCUUUCUUUCAUUCAGUAUUUUGAGAUUUGGAGUGAAUUUCUCUUAAUAUUCGUGCUUUGUUCUUAGUAGCCGCAGGUAUAAGCUGCUGGAAGCACAAGUUGUGAAAACAAAGCAAAGACGAAAAAAAUGUAUUGAAAAAUGUGUUUUUUUUAAGAACACAUCCUGUUUGCAUAAA
This is a messenger RNA of Anarrhichthys ocellatus (wolf-eel), 3303 nucleotides long. RefSeq names its product caspase activity and apoptosis inhibitor 1 (gene caap1). Bases 74 to 1081 code for a protein of 335 amino acids. The transcript has 6 exons. Lineage: Eukaryota; Metazoa; Chordata; Actinopteri; Perciformes; Anarhichadidae. Gene Ontology annotation, biological process: regulation of apoptotic process. The record is from RefSeq and is a predicted model, not a curated record.